CAGAUUACCUCAUAAUCUUUGCUAUGUCAAAACACUGUACAGCAGUAAGAAAAAAGUAGUUUUUGCGCAAGUUGUGUCGACAUUCCCAAACAGAAAAACGCCUUCGUCGUUUUCCCAUUAUAUUCUUUCAGUCUGGAGGCUUGGUUGGCUCCGCUAGAUGAACAUUAAUUUGACGAAUAAGGCAUCAAUAACCAAACUCCCGUCAGAAUGCUCGCGUAUGUCGGUGGUGCUGAUCAAUAAUUUCCACGAUCUGUGUUUGUACUUGAAGCCGUAGGAAGAGUAGUUGCUGUGAUUUCGGUGACGCAGCGCUGUUGAAUAGUCAUCGGUAGUCAGUGUAAAUAGCUAUAGCAUGCCACUGGACAGUGGAGUUGUGGGUAGUUCGGGAGGAAAGCAGAUUUCUUCAGCGGGUUGUGUCUGCGGUGCGGUCGGUGGGGCGUCAUCGGUCGGGGUAACUCUCCCUGUUACUGGUGUCAUUGGUCCGGCAAGCAAACAGCUGUCGGCGAAAAAAUCACUCAAAUUGUCAAGUUUGGCGGAUGAUAUGAUGGGACCACCAUCCGCGACAAGUAGCCAUCAGGAGGAGCCGUUUCGUGCUAGAUUACAUCAGCUAUUUUCGCAAAUCGAGAGGGAGUUUGAACUGCUCCACACUGAGAACAUAAGCCUGCAAGAAAAGUUGGACGCAGUCGCUGGAACGCCUCGUGAUUCGACAUUCGGCGACCGAUUGCUACCGAUGCAAGAUUCAUAUGAAGUGGAUGGUGCAGUUAAUAAAAGCUUCAAGUCUAAAUUGGGUAGCGCCGGAGGCAAGGUUAAAGCUAGUCACAAGAUUCGAGCUCAAACUAGCCGGAUCGUAUCGAGCUUCAAGGCUCAAUCUGUUGUAAGUUCGUUGGUGCGAGAGUUUAGUGGCCAUAAGGAUGGUGUCUGGCAGGUGACAACCAAAACGGGUCAGCCGAUCAUUGGAACUGCUUCGGCGGAUCAUAGUGCAUGCAUCUGGGGAAUUGAUACGGGACGAUGCCUGUUGCAAUACCAGGGUCAUAGCGGCUCAGUAAAUUCAAUCAAGUUUCACCUCAAUCGAGAUUUGGUGCUAACGGGAAGCGGAGACGCAACCGCACACAUAUGGCAGGCAGCCGUUAACUGGGAGGUUUCUGCUAGAAAGGGACAUUCCUCGGAGGAAGAACUUGAUGACGAAGAUGAACCGUACGAGGAGAAAGAACGGAUCGAUGUGUUGAGAACUCCAAUCUGUGAGUUUUCCGGUUCGGGUGGGCACACCUCAGUAGUUGUUGCCGCAGAUUGGCUGCCGGGAGGGGAUCAGAUGAUCACGGCUAGUUGGGAUCGAACAGCUAUUUUGUGGGAUGUGGAAACGAGAGAGCCACUUCAGCCGCUUUGUGGUCACGAUCAUGAACUGACGCAUGCUUCGGCUCAUCAGAGUCAACGGCUAGUGGUGACAGCUUCACGAGAUUCAACCUUUCGACUGUGGGAUUUUCGUGAUCCGAUUCCGGCUGUUUCGGUUUUUCAGGGCCACACAGAAAGCGUCACAUCUACCGUAUUCACCCGAGACGACAAGGUGGUAUCCGGUUCGGAUGAUCGUUCCGUCAAGGUAUGGGAGCUCCGCAAUAUGCGCUCUGCACUGACAACCAUUCGUACGGAUUCGGCCGUAAAUCGUCUUGCCGUUUCAUCCGGGGGAGUUAUCGCGAUACCGCAUGACAACCGUCACAUCCGGCUGUUUGACUUGAACGGGCAACGAAUCGCCCGUUUGCCCCGAACCAGCCGACAGGGUCACCGACGGAUGGUUUCCUCGGUGGCCUGGACCGAGGACGUCAGCUCGGCGUGCAAUUUGCUUUCGAGCGGAUUCGAUCGACGGGUGCUGGGCUGGGCGGUCAGUUUGCCACCUAAGGAUAAUUGAAAGGGUUCCGUUAACCAUUGCUAACAAGGGAAUAUAAGCUGUCUGUGUAACUAUUUCGAAUGGUGUAUGUGUAUAGACGUUUUACUAUCGAAUCGUUGUUGUUUCGUUGUCGAAAAGAUUCUCAUUAUUUGUUUGUUCAGGUCGAUGUACUAUUAUACAACUUCUAGUUAUAGUAGCGAGGGAGGAAGGUGGCAUUUGAUAAUUUAAUGGGUGGUUUAUUACUGUGUUUCUAUCUCUAGAUUAGGGAACGUAUUGUUCUACAUGUAUACUUUGACAAGGAUUUGAAAUACUGAAGUAAACGAUUACAAGUAAAAAGGAAUCUCACCAUUCUUGUAUACUCUCGGACAGUAGCAUUGAUCGGCGUAUUGAACACAAGAGCGCACGUUGGUAGGGUCCGUCACGUUUUGCAGCUGUUGAACUAAAAAUGAAGAAAUAUCAGGAUGAAAUGCCUUCAUAACACAACAUGUAGUGUUUUACCAUUUCACCACAACACAUCUACGCAGAUAUUUUAACUGAUCAUUUUCAGAAUAGAAACAAAAAUAUACCACCAAGUCAAUGUGAACUGUGAUUGCACUUUUUGGAAUUCGGUUGCCAUAUCAAUAAACAAACAUGAUUGCACUUUUCAGAAAGAUCGAACAAAAAGUGCUCGUUUUACUGCAGAAAAAACUUAACAAUUCAUGAUUUUAGCUGCUACUAUCAUGGUGCAAACUAAUUUUAAUUGUCACCAACAUGAGACAAUUUUAAUAUUUACUACUGUAUAGCAUUUUUCAGAAAGUAAGUCGAUAAAUCUCACGGCAAGAAUUGCAAAUUAUUCAAUUUGAUAAACAAAUGAACAUUAUUAUAGCGGCUCUUACUCUUCAAAAGUACCAAAUAUAUCAAUAAAUCGACAGAAAAAAAAACUUCUAUCGUUAUUACUGUCAGUAA
This is a messenger RNA of Topomyia yanbarensis, 2821 nucleotides long. It is a transcript of the gene Wdr37, whose product is annotated as WD repeat-containing protein 37. The coding region runs from base 350 to 1897 and encodes 515 amino acids. Gene Ontology annotation, molecular function: protein binding. The transcript is spliced from 4 exons. The record is from RefSeq and is a predicted model, not a curated record. Lineage: Eukaryota; Metazoa; Arthropoda; Insecta; Diptera; Culicidae. Gene Ontology annotation, cellular component: preribosome, large subunit precursor.